UAAGGGCCAAGAAACCAAGCUUUGGUGGCUGCUAAUUACAAUGUUUACCAACCACGUUUUCUCCAUGCAAGUGUCUCUAAUUAUGUAUAAAUAGUAAUCCAAUAACGUAGCAAAAUUAAUCCACUUUUAUUCAGCCAAAAAAGAAUUAGAAUUUCAAACCUUAGCUUGUAAUAAACAAAUGGCAAGCAAAGUUGUAAUCCUAGCUGCCAUGAUGGCAACCUUGGUGGUAAUGACCCAUGCCACCAUUAUAACCACCGAGGUCGAGGUCGAGGUCGAGAUCGAGGACACUGCCUCAGACCGAAGGAUGAGCACUUCUAGCCAGUGUCGCCGUGAGUUGCGGUCGCAGUGGCCGAACCACUGUGAGCAGUACAUGAUGCAAGGCAUGAGGAGGAGGUCGUACAUGAUAGAUGAAGAUAUUAAUCAAGGGAAGCAGAGCAGACAAUACUUUGACAAGUGUUGUGAUGACUUAAGGAUGAUGCAACCACAAUGCCAAUGUGAGGCCAUGAAGAUGAUGAUGCAAGAUAUGGAGAUGAAGCAACAAGGACAUAUGAUGAUGGACAAAGCCAUGAAGAUUCCUAUGAUGUGCGGCACCAUGCAACGCCAGUGCCCUAUGUCUUACAUCUAG
Messenger RNA from Spinacia oleracea (spinach), 625 nucleotides. RefSeq names its product 2S sulfur-rich seed storage protein 2. The transcript has a single exon. The coding region runs from base 179 to 625 and encodes 148 amino acids. NCBI's taxonomy places the organism in Eukaryota, Viridiplantae, Streptophyta, Magnoliopsida, Caryophyllales, Amaranthaceae. The record is from RefSeq and is a predicted model, not a curated record. Gene Ontology annotation, molecular function: nutrient reservoir activity.